AUGGUCCAGAAGGCAACUAGUACUCUACACUGGCUCAGACGUGCAUUUAAAAUAUUUCCUCCCGAACUCUUCGAAAGACUCUUUGGUGUCUUUGUAAGACCUCAUCUAGAGUAUGGAAUGCCAGCAGCUUCACCAUGGAUGAGGAAGGAUAUCAACUUACUCGAACAGGUGCAACGCAGAGCGACAAAGAUGGUUGACGGUCUAAAGCAUUUAUCUUAUCAGGAGAGGCUGCAUUUGCUUGGUCUAUUCCCUCUCUCUUUUAGACAAAUAAACUGCAGCCUACUCUGGACGUUCCGGAUUGUUCGCGGCCAGGGUUGCUCAUUAAGAGCAGAGGAUUUCUUUGAGUUUGCCCGUGCAAACCAACUACGCGGCCAUGCAUUCAAAGUCGGGAAUGAGCGCACGCGUUUAGACCGACGAAAAUUUUCAUUCAGCCAGCGGGUUGUCAGGCCGUGGAACUCGCUUCCAAGCGAGAUGGUGACGGCUGACACAGUUUGUGUGUUUAAAAGAAAACUUGCUCGUCUAGUUUUCGACAGAAAUCGGCUCGUACAGCAUGACUAUGCACAGCCAGUUUUGUAAAAUCUGUCAUAUACAAUCUUCCGCACUAACUUACAGUGACCCUAUGCACUACCUUAUGAUUACGAUUGAACUGUGACCCAAUCACAUUUUAAAUGCCUGCAAUUUUAUUUUAUUUUUGAGUAUGAAUCUGCGAAAGCACUGUACAUAAAUAGGGUCAUCAAGGGCUCUGCCUGUAACCCUUCAAUAUACAUACAUACAUACAUAUCACCAUCAUCUCUGAGAGACUCUGGCAGUCCCUUGGCAGCCCCACGAUCCAGCAGACUUCGCAGUCCGCCAUAAGUGCGUGCAGUGGUCUCGUACAGCUAAUUGGGCAGCUGCAAUGCUGUGUGUCGUUCCGCGGUACCAGCAUCACCGCGAUCUGCUACAUCACCAAGUCUGAUCUAAACCUACUUGGUCUCGACUGGAUUGAACAACUUGGGUUGGCCGAUAUGCCCUCCGCGUUGUUUGCAGUCAGGUGCAGAUUCCCGCUGUGCUUGCAGACCAAGCCAAGGACAUUCGCCAACGCUUUGCUCCAGUGUUCCAAGACGGCCUGGGUCGUUGCACAUACACUCAAGCCGUGCUACAUCUGUCUCCUGGAAGUCAACCAGUCUUCCGUCCAAAGCGACCAGUCCCAUAUGCAGCCCUACCACUUGUCGAGGCUGAACUGAAGUGUCUAGAGGAAUUGGGAGUUCUGGUUCCUGUAUCCUACUCCGCCUGAGCCGCUCCAAUCGUUGUGGUUAAGAAGCCCAAUGGCUCGGUCCGCAUUUUUGCUGACUUCUCCACCGGUCUCAAUGCCGCGCUGACGCCGAACUGCUAUCCAUUACCGGUUCCGGCUGAUCUUUUCACCCUGCUGAAUGGUGGCACUUGCUUUGCCAAGUUGGAUCUCGCUGACGCGUAUCUGCAGAUCGAGGUCGCCCCAGAGUCGCGCAAAUUGUUGACCAUCAACACCCACCGCGGUCUGUUCCAAUACACCAGGCUGCCCUUUGGUGUCAAGACCGCCCCGGCCCUAUUCCAACAAACGAUGAACACAAUGCUCUCCGGCAUCCCUGGAACAGCUGGGUACCUGGACGACAUCAUCAUCGUGGGUCGCUCCCCUGCCGAGCUGCAAGACCGAGUGUGCGCAGUACUCGAACGCGUGCAGGAAUAUGGCUUUCGCCUACGAGCCGACAAGUGCCAAUUCUUCCUCGACUCCAUCAAGUACCCUGGAUUCGUUUUUGACGCCAAUGGUCGCCAUCCAGAUCCUGAAAACAUUCGGGCCAUCCAACGGAUGCCUGUCCCCAAGAAUGUAUCGCAACUUCGUUCGUUCCUUGGCCUGAUCAGUUACUAUAGCACCUUCCUACCAUCGCUGCAUGACGUACGGGCCCCGCUCAACCGUCUGUUGCAGAAGGAUGCUCCUUGGUGCUGGUCCCCCGACUGUGAAAAGGCCUUCGCCCAGCUAAAGUCGAUGCUGAGUUCAGAUCUGCUGCUCACGCACUACGACCCGACGCUGCCGAUCGUUGUUGCUGCAGAUGCUUCCAACCACGGAGUUGGUGCCGUCAUCUCACAUACUUUUCCUGAUGGGUCUGAAAAGGCGAUCCUGCAUGCAUCUCGCACGCCAACCCCUGCGGAGAAGAACUAUGGGCAAAUAGAGAAAGAAGCUCUAGCCCUCGUGUUUGCCGUCAAGAAAUUUCACAAACUGUUGUACGGUCGCCACUUCACGUUGUUGACGGAUCACAAACCAUUGCUGUCAAUCUUCGGUUCGAAGGAGGGCAUUCCCGUCUACUCAGCCAGCCGACUUCAGCGAUGGGCAACCAUCCUUCUUGGCUACGAUUUCGACAUUCGCUACUGUCGUACUACAGACUUUGGUCAGGCUGACGCCCUUUCUCGCCUCAUCAGCAAUCAGUAGGAACCGGAGGAAGAUACCGUGAUUGCCGCUAUUUCGAUUGGGGACGAUGUGUGCCGUCAGUUAUCAGACGCCAUACGAGGUAUCCCUGUCACUGCCGCGGACAUCCGGUAUGCUACUGAACAGGAUCCUGUCCUCCGCCAGGCCAUCACCUACGUGCAGACCUGCUGGCCAACCACUGCUCUCGCUGGCGAUCUUCGCCAGCUCUUCCUCCGCCGAGCAUCGCUAUCUGUGGUUGACUCCUGCCUCAUGUUUGCAGACCGUGUGGUGAUCCCAUCUUCCCUCCGACCCACUGUACUACGCCAGUUCCAUGCGGCUCAUCCUGGUGCCAGCCGAAUGAAUUCUAUUGCUCGCAGUUUUGCCUACUGGCCGGGUAUCGACGGCGACAUCGACGACCUGGUUCGACGCUGUUCUCGAUGUCAGCAAACUGCCAAGAUGCCGCAUCGUCAACCUCCAAUACCCUGGCAACCACCGGAGAGGCCUUGGUCACGCGUGCAUAUCGACUUCGCUGGCCCACUUACGGAGUCUCCUACCUAAUCUUGGUUGACGCCUACUCGAAAUGGCCCGAGAUUGCUCCGCUGAAUCCAGCAACCGCAUCUGCCACUAUCGCCUUCCUAUGACGCAUCUUUAGCCAGCAUGGCUUACCGGAAGUCCUGGUUUCAGAUAAUGGUUCUCAGUUUAUCUCGUCGACGUUUGAAGAUUUCUGCCGCCAGCACAACAUCCAGCAUCUUCGCUCCCCGACCUACCAUCCUCAGUCUAACGGUCAGGCGGAGCGUUUUGUCGACACGUUUAAGAGAGCCCUCUUGAAAGCUCGUGGGGAGGGGACCACGGACGAGAUAGUCCAGGCGUUCCUGUUUUCCUACAGGACGACACCGAACCCGGCGUCCCCUGGUGGCGUUUCUCCUGCCGAAGCGUUGAUGGGCCGAAAACUGCGGACAACAUUUCAUGCCCUCAUCCCUACCGGUGCGCAGCCCGCGCAGACUUCUCCAGUUUCUCGCAGCAAGCUCUCCAUCGGAACACCUGUCUUCGUUCGUGAUUAUCGAGCGGGGUUCCCAAACUGGAUUGAAGCAACCGUAGUAUCGCGCAGAGGCAGUAUGUUGUUUGACGUCGACGUUGGUGAUGACAUCUGGGUUCGCCACCACAACCAGAUCCGACGGCGACAUUGCAGUAACACAACUGGGCUCGAUUCGGCGCCGUCACUCUCUCUCGACAUCCUACUGGAUACCUUCGCCAUUCCGGCAGAUCAGUCGGUUCCCGAACUCACUUCUGCGCCCCCUUCGGAUAUACCAUCUUCGGUAUCAGUUACCGCUCCCGUAUCUCCAGGCAUUAAACCACGACUAAGACGCCGGACCAACCGCGUGCGCCGAUCAACACGUCUGAUGCAGGUCAAUUCACGCCAGAAGCGGUACUGA
Messenger RNA from Spirometra erinaceieuropaei, 3849 nucleotides. The record is from the annotation of a GenBank genome assembly. NCBI's taxonomy places the organism in Eukaryota, Metazoa, Platyhelminthes, Cestoda, Diphyllobothriidea, Diphyllobothriidae.